This is a messenger RNA of Hydra vulgaris (swiftwater hydra), 1281 nucleotides long. RefSeq lists its product as uncharacterized. The record is from RefSeq and is a predicted model, not a curated record. Gene Ontology annotation, molecular function: nucleic acid binding; RNA-DNA hybrid ribonuclease activity. Lineage: Eukaryota; Metazoa; Cnidaria; Hydrozoa; Anthoathecata; Hydridae. Gene Ontology annotation, biological process: DNA integration.
AUGACGCGUUGGCAAAUCUUUUCUUGGUGCAGACAGCUGACUGGACAUUUUCCAAUAGCAAAUUGGUUGCGCACUUCGUGCAGCUAUCUAAAAAGGGUUUCGAGUAGUUGUGGAUCGGACACUUUGGUGAACGAUCGUGUUGUCAAAUUAGUAAGCAGUUUAAAUGAAAAACAUACAAAGGAAGAUCCCGUUCAUGGGUCAUGGAAAGUAAAAAACACUUCUGAAGCAACAGUAUGGUGCGAUGCAAGCAGUUUAGCUGUUGGCAUAGUUCUAGAAGUGGCUGGGGAAAUAGUAGAAGACUGCUCGUGGCUGAGAAAACAAGACGAUGCGGCUCACAUUAAUCUCGCAGAGUUAGAAGCUGUGAUAAAAGGAAUCAAUCUAGCAACAAAAUGGGGAUUCGAAUGUAAUACCAUAAAGUGUGAUUCGGCUACUGUUGUUGGCUGGUUGAAAUCCUUAAUCAUCGGUGACAAACCCAUUCGAGUACACGGUCUUGGAGAACCAUUUGUCCGUCGCCGGUUGUCGUUAAUUGAAGACCUUGUGAAGGAGUGCGGUAUACAAUUAAAACUUUCCCUGGUUAAUUCAGCAGAAAAUAAAGCCGAUGCUCUUACGAGGGUACCACAGAAUUGGCUGCAUUCAAACCAUUUUGCAAUGACAGCAAAUCUCGUACCGCCUGAUAUGAAGUCGUUUCAUAAUCUUCAUCACUUUGGAGUAAAUCGAACCAUUUAUUUGAUGAAACAGACAUAUCCGAAGGAGAAAGUUUGUAGAAAAGACAUUGAAUCAGUCGUAAAAAACUGCGAAAGAUGUUUAUCGGUAGAUCCUGCUCCAAUUAGAUGGGAAGAAGGAAAUCUUAAAGUUGGAAAGAGCUGGUACCGUUUAGCUAUUGACGUUACCCACUAUAAAACAGAGAUUUAUUUGUCUAUCAUUGACUGUGGCGAAAGGAUCAAGUUUUCAAUUUGGAGGAAGCUACAAAACAAGAAAGAAGCAACAGUGUGUUUCCAUUUAGAAGAAAUAUUUCGAGAAAGAGGACCUCCGUGGCACGUUCUUCUUGACAACAGCAAGAUCUUUCGCUCAAAACUCGUUGGUGAAUUAUGCGCAGAAUGGGGAGUGUCCAUCCUGUUUCGUUGCGCUCACAGGCCAUCUGGAAAUGGAAUUGUUGAACGUCACCAUCGCACAAUCAAGCGCAUGGCAGCAAGAAGUGGCAAAGAUCCGUUAAAAAUGGUAUAUUGGUAUAACGUGGCUCCCAGAAAAAAUGGAAACCACACACAAUUUUGCCAAAACUAA